Molecule: messenger RNA, 857 nt
Organism: Lasiosphaeria miniovina
Lineage: Eukaryota; Fungi; Ascomycota; Sordariomycetes; Sordariales; Lasiosphaeriaceae
Exons: 2
Coding region: 141-644 (167 amino acids)
Cellular component (GO): cytoplasm
Molecular function (GO): poly(A) binding
Source: RefSeq, a predicted model, not a curated record
GAGGAAAAGCCGCACGAGGACCUGCGGGACCAUGGCGAAGGCGACGACGGGAAUGAUGAGGUGCGCAAAUCCUUACAGCGCCCUGCAGGCUUUGGUCCCGAGAAAGAUCGCUAACGGCGACGCAGGAGGAAAUCUCAGCCAUGAAGCGCCGCGUCGCUGAAAUGGAGGCCGAGGCAGCUAAGCUGCGAGAGAUGCAGGCUUCGCUAGACCAGGCGCACCAGGAUCUCUCCGAGAACAAGGAGGAUAUCGACAGCCGAAGCAUCUUUGUCGGCAACGUCGACUACUCAGCUUCCCCAGAGGAGAUUCAAGCACACUUCCAGAGCUGCGGGUCAAUCAACCGCGUUACCAUCUUGCUCGACAAGUUCACAGGCCAGCCCAAAGGGUAUGCAUACGUCGAGUUUACCGAGCCCAGCCUAGUCGCACAGGCACUUGUUCUUAAUGAGAGCGUGUUCAAGGGCCGGAAUAUCAAGGUAGUGCCUAAGCGGACCAAUGUUCCCGGCAUGUCGCGUGGGCGCGGUCGCGGAGGGUUCCGCGGCGGAGGACGCGGCGGUUUCUUCGGCGGCCGAGGCGGAGGCGGAGGCUUCCCAACAAGAGGCUACCGUGGCGGCUAUCGCGGCCGAGGCCGGGGGUUUACGCCGUACUGAGUAUAGCUCCGGGGCGAGGAGGUUCCGUGUGGCGCAAGAUCUAUCAAGCGGAUCGCGUCCUGUCGAAGGUGUAUAAUAAAGAGCCAGGACGGUUUUUAAACAAAGGAGAAGGUUGCUAUUUUGCCUCUGCAAGGCGUCAGGGUAUGGGAAAAAGACGGAUAGGUCAACCAUUGUGCAUAUUUCUUUUUCCUCGGGCCGCUACGGAUGUAUUAU